Rhizophagus irregularis DAOM 181602=DAOM 197198 is the source of this 3636-nucleotide messenger RNA. The record is from RefSeq and is a predicted model, not a curated record. NCBI's taxonomy places the organism in Eukaryota, Fungi, Glomeromycota, Glomeromycetes, Glomerales, Glomeraceae.
AUGAAUGAAAAUUCAAAUCAGAGCGAAAGUCAUUCCCAAAAUACUGUAUCUGCUCUUGAAAAUUUAGAAAUUGACAAUUCGAUUUCGUGUAAACAGGCUUUGCAUGUAAAAACGUCAAGACAUAGUAUCCUUCUCAAAUUAGAAGUGGAUGGAUUUAUUACGCCUGACAAAAAAGUGAAAGAACUUAUCAAGGAAUUAACAGGAAUAAAAUAUUUAUUUAACUUAAAAUUACUUUUUGAAGAUUUGCAAAAUGAAUUUUCAAAUCAAGUAUUAAUAGAUUCAUUGGUCGCUUUAGCAGAUCCUGCUCCAUUUAAUUUAUAUUAUUCGAAAGAAGGUGCGACUAGAUUAGAAGUGCAUUUACGUACAUUGAUAGCGGUAUUAGAAAGGAUAUGUUUCUCCCCAAUACGUCUUACUAAGAACUUUCGAGAUAAAAUUUAUGAUUCUUUGACAAAAUUUGCUGAAAUACAUCGUAAAACUACUCAAGUAAUUGAAGAAGGACUUGAAAAUAACUUUAGAUCUAACUUUAACCAAUUUAAUCAACAAAAAGAUGAUAAAUCUGAUGAAAAAAUUGCUAAAAAACGAAAUUAUAAUAUUGAUUUUUUAUUAAUUCAUCUGAGGGAUACCUUACAUAGUCUUCGUGACGAUGAAACCUCGUUUCAAGAAUUCAUACGAAGAAGUAGAGAUUUACUUAAAACUGCAUUGAAUAUUACACCAGGAAUUUUAACAAUAACAGGAGUUAAUCUUCCAAAUGAUAAUUGUUCAAUCUUAUCAAUGCUUAAUCAACUACGUCAAAGUUUAAGUUUUAAGUAUCCAGUAGCUUCUUAUUAUGUAGACUGGAGAAUUUUAUUGAUAAUUCAACACAAUCUUUUCAUUUGGUCUGAAUGUUCUGAAAAGAUAAUUAGUAAAAAAUUUGGAGAAAUAUUAUUGAUGGAAUUUAUAUGGAGCUUUUUGGAAAGAGAAUGGAUUAAUAUUACUAAUAAAUCCAUUUUGGAUUCUCAACCCAAAUUUGAUGAAGUAUCAAACAAAGUUAUUAAGGCAUUGAAAAGUGCUGGAAGUUUUUUGAGCGAUCUUUCUGGAAAUGAACCACUUGCAUUACCAUAUGCUUUAUGGUUUGGAUUAUUGGAUCUUGCACAUAGUCUUAUCCAAAAAUCUACCAUAAGAGCGAUACAUGGCCUUUGUUACUAUUUGGCAAUUGAAUCACUUAAUAAAGCUCCAAGUAGCUUCAUUCAAUUUAAAGCUAUUGAAAUAUUAUUAUAUUUACAUAAUAAUGAUAGUCAAAUGUUUUCAAUGAUUAAUGACGAUUUUGAUCACUACAUACAAAUGUUAAGUAAAAAUAAUUCUGUAGAUUCUUCAGAGAAAUUUCAAAAAUUAUUAAAAUUUGUUAAAGACAAAUAUCUCGAAGAUCUAAAAAUUCUAAAUGAUGAUAUUGGAAAAGAAAAAAAAGGAAAAGGAAAAGAAAAAGGUUCAAAUCAAAAUACAUAUAUAGUAAAUGAACAAACAUCAAAUUCUAAUAUAUUAGAUGCUAUAGCAGAUGAAAUGACUUGUCUAAUUAGUAUGGAACCAAUUGAUCAAAUAUGUAUUUUAAUAUGUCAACAUACAUUAUCAUUAAAUAAUUUAAAAUUAUUAAAACAAAAAAUAUGUCCUAAAUGUCGAGAAAAGAUUGAAGAAAAUGACAUCAGAUAUUUACCACAACAUUCAAUUUAUAAAAAUUUAUACACCAAAUUUUCUGAAUCUGGAUAUAUUUCACCUCCAAUUGAAUUAGAAAAUUCCAAUCAAAUAUAUAAUAGUGAUGAUUCAGGUAAUUCAGAAGCUGAACUUAUACUAAAUAAAAAGGAGAAAAUUUUAAAUAUUAAACUAAAUUCAAAUAUAUCACUAUCAUCAAUACUUUCAAGAUUUUCAAAAAAACAACAUCCAAAAUAUCAAAGUAUUAUUAAAGAAUUAAAUGAGAAACACUAUAAAAAGGCUGAAACUUUAUGUAAAGAGUUGUUGAAUUUUUAUCCUAAAAGUUAUUCUUUAAGGUGUAUAUUGGGUUAUAUUUAUAGAUGUCUAAAUAAUUAUGAUCAAGCGCAUUUAUAUUUGAAAGAGGCUAUUGAUUUAAAACAAAAAGAACCAAUUGCUUAUUUUAUUUGUGGAGAAAUAUUUUUUCAACAAAAUGAAUAUAGUAAAGCAAUAAAUAAUUUAGAAAGGUCAUUAUUCUAUAAUGUUAAAAUAAAUAAUUCGUAUAUAGUACUUGGAAAUAGUAAUUUUUUUGAGGCGGAAUCCUAUAAUUAUGAUGAACAUUAUUUAUUAGAUGCUUUAAAAAAUUAUGAGAUUGCAUUAAAAAAUGAUCCAAAUAAUUAUUUAUGUCUUAAGAGUUGUGCAUAUAUUUAUGACAAAAAUAAAGAUUAUUUUAAAGUACUAAUAAUAUUAGAUAGGUUACUAAAUAUUAAUAAUGAGGACUCCCUGAUUUUAUGUUAUUAUGGAGAAGUAUUGUGUAAGAUAGGUCUAUUUAGUGAUACAAUAUCAUAUUUUACAAAAGCAAAUGAUAUAGAUCCAGAAAAUAUCCAUAAUUUAAAUAAGAAAGCUAUUGCAUAUUAUACUCUUCAAGAUUAUGGUAAAGCUUUAUUUGAACUUGAUAAAGUUAUACAAUUAGAUCCAUUAAAUAGUUUAGUAUAUUAUCUCAAGUGUCUAAUUUAUUAUACGAAAAAAGAUAUUGAUAAUGCUAUAAUGGUAUUUGAAAAGUGUAAAAAAUCAUUAGAUCUUAAUGAUAUAUUAGCAAAAACUCUACUAUUUCAUCUGGAAUAUUUACUGAAUAGAAAUAAUUCUACAGAAUUAAAUAAUAUAUUAACAAGAAUUACUAAUCAAAUUUCUAAUAUUGAUAAUAUUGAAAAUAGUCGAUCACUACUUUUUAUUAGAUGCAAAAUAUAUAUAGAUUUAAAAAUGUACCAUGAAGCAAAAUCAGAUUUAGAUAUGUUAUAUCAUACUAAUAGAGGUUAUUUUUCUGAAUACAUCCCAUAUAUAUAUUUAUUACAAGAACAUGAGAAGUUUUGGUCACAUCUAAAUAAUUAUAAUAACAUUGAUCUUUCCAAAUUUGGAAUUGUUAAUGAUUUUAGCAAAUACAUGUAUAAAAUAAAUUUGGAUAAUAAGCUUGGUCAAUUUCAAGAAAGUGAUACAAAUAGUUUAUCUGAGAAAGUAAUUGACUCUAAAAAUGAAAAACUUUAUUUGGAUUUACCUACACUAAAUAAUAAUAAGUUUGCAUAUGUUAUUUGGAAAAUAAAUAUUAAGAAAAUAUUACCUGGAAAUUGCUUUAUAAAAUUUAAUGUCGAAAAAAUUGAUAAUACUCAUUACGAACAUAUUUUAAAACAUGAAGAUAUAUUGAAACUUGAAGGAUUAGGUUGGAUUGAAUAUCAGCUUCCAAAAUGUGAAACGAAUCUUCAUAUUUCAAUUGAAGUAAAUGGUCCUAUUAAUGUGCAAAUAGAUUAUGUUCGGUUUGGAUAUAACAAUGAAAUAAUAACUUACAUUCCUAAUAUGGGCGAUUUGUUACCAAACUAUCAUAAAGUUUGUCCAAAUGUUCCAGAAAUUUUCAAAGAUAAAUACUUUUCAAGAAAAGAAAUGGAAAACUUGCUUGAAUUGAAAGAUAUAAUAAACCACUUAUAA